Messenger RNA from Gastrolobium bilobum, 414 nucleotides. RefSeq names its product GRAS family protein TF80-like. The record is from RefSeq and is a predicted model, not a curated record. The transcript has a single exon. The coding region runs from base 1 to 414 and encodes 137 amino acids. Gene Ontology annotation, cellular component: nucleus. Gene Ontology annotation, biological process: regulation of DNA-templated transcription. NCBI's taxonomy places the organism in Eukaryota, Viridiplantae, Streptophyta, Magnoliopsida, Fabales, Fabaceae. Gene Ontology annotation, molecular function: DNA-binding transcription factor activity; sequence-specific DNA binding.
AUGAUGAUUACUGAACAAGAAUCCAACACUAAUUGUUCUUCUUUGACAGAAAGGGUUGACAAAGCAUUGGACUUUUAUGGUGCAUUGUUCACUUGCUUGGAAUCUACUGUUUCAAAAACAGAAGUAGAGAGAAUCAUACUGGAGAGGACUCUACUUGGGGAGGAAAUAAAGAACAUUGUUGCAUGUGAAGGAGUUGAGAGAAAGGUGAGGCAUGAGAAACUUGAGACUUGGAUCCCAAGGCUUGAAUUGGCUGGUUUUGGGAGGGUACCUAUCAGCUAUGAAGGGAUAACGCAGGCAAAAAAACAGUUGCACAGGUAUGGAAAUGGAUAUAAGCUUCAUCAGGAGAAGAAUUGCUUGUUUGCUUGCUGGAAUGGUAAGCCACUCUUUUCUGUAUCAUCCUGGAAGCUUAGAUGA